AUGCCUUCUGCCGCACAAGCGUCCACAUCGGCCUCCCAUUCCGCCUCGAAGCGGGCCAGGUACGAUCCGGAACAGUCGGCUCAGGAGAAGCGUCACGUCAGAAAGGUGUACAGGGACCUCAUCAGCGCCACAGAAGGUCAGUCUGCGUCCCACAUCAGAUCAACGCAACGCCCGAUUGACACUUGCAUACAUGCUCUUCCCCCCGCGCACACAACACAGUAAAGCGCACAAACAUAGCAGAAGCCAGCGCCAAGGAUCUCUCCAGUCUCGUCCUGCAAGGCAACGAAGCGUACGCCAAUGGUCAGUGGUGUCACGCUGCUGGUGCUGCUGCCCGCCAAAUCAUACGCCGACCGUCUCUUCCCUCCCCCCAACGGCAGUGCGAGCACCCACAGAAGGAGUGCUAGACUCUUGCUUUCUUUUGAACGCGUCCGAGAUGGGAGCACAGAUGGCCAAAAACAUCAAGAUGGCUUCGGGCGCAUUCGACACUGAAGAGUACCUCGCACGCGUGAUCAAGUUCAUCGCUGGCAGUGCGCGUGCCAGGCGUGCCGCUUCCGCUGAAAGCGAUGUGCGAAGCGAUGAACAGGAGGAGGAGGAGGAGGAGGAUGUGCAUGCAUGGCAUUGGGAUAGAUUGGGUCAACUGGCUGCCAGAUACUCCAGGAGAGCACCUACGAUCGAUUGUCUGUGAGUGCCGAGGUUAGGCGUGCGGGAUGCCUAUGCCUCCAGGCUAAAUCGAGAGCACGCGCGCGCGCGCGCGCAGACUCGGUCCAUUGGAGACCUCGCAAAAGGAGCGCAAGGGGAUCAAGAGGGCUCGCAUCGACAAGUCUGGCCCUAUGGUCGCUCCACAAGAGGUGAGUGGCAUGAAGCGCAGCUUCGGUCAAGUAUUUGCUUACACGCAGGCUCACGCACACGUACACCCCAGCUCAAGGAGUCUGACAUUCAACAAUCCGAGACCGAGACUACGCGCAUGGUGCGAGAAGUUGCAGACGUUUUGGAGCAGGUAGGCGGUGCGCCCGGAUGUCACCUGUUCAAAUUCGUGCUGGACCCGAAAAGUUUCAGCAACUCGGUCGAGAAUCUGUUUUACGUCAGCUUUCUCAUACGCGACGGCAAGGCGUCGCUGGAGGAUGAUGAAGAGACGGGGGAGCCGAUUUUGAGUGAGUGAGCGGGCGGGCGAGCGGGCGAGCAGUCCGCUUGGUAGCCCGCGCACCGAGCAUCCGCUUCGUAUCCCCCGCCUCGCGCACACAGUCAGCUGACAAUGUUGCUCCAUCCCUGCAGUGGCUGUGAACGAGCCUACAGAGGAAGACUACGCGCAGGGACUGACUCGCAGACAAUUGGUGUUGGAGCUGACCAUGCCAGUGUGGGAGGAAUUGAUCGAAUUGUACGACAUUAAAGAGUCGAUCAUUCCCACGCGAAAAGAAACAACGACAGCGUUGCGACCUGGCGGGUGGUACGCAUAG
Molecule: messenger RNA, 1454 nt
Organism: Ceraceosorus bombacis
Lineage: Eukaryota; Fungi; Basidiomycota; Exobasidiomycetes; Ceraceosorales; Ceraceosoraceae
Source: the annotation of a GenBank genome assembly